This is a messenger RNA of Schistocerca nitens (vagrant locust), 1156 nucleotides long. Its product is annotated as protein FRA10AC1. NCBI's taxonomy places the organism in Eukaryota, Metazoa, Arthropoda, Insecta, Orthoptera, Acrididae. Bases 298 to 1047 code for a protein of 249 amino acids. The transcript is spliced from 5 exons. Gene Ontology annotation, biological process: dephosphorylation. The record is from RefSeq and is a predicted model, not a curated record. Gene Ontology annotation, molecular function: phosphatase activity.
AUGUUGUUUAUUAUGACUUAUCAGUGAUUGUUGUGAUCAUUCGGACCUGGCAGUGGUGGGGUAUUCAGGUGAAGGGUAACGAAAUAGUGAUGGGGUGAGGUUAUAUUCAUUCCAGAAGUGAAAUCGAUUACAUAAAAGUGUAAAGACUGUUGUCAUUUUCAGGCAAUCUGUGGACACAAUUAAUUGUUCGUGUACGUAUGAACACCACAUUUCCAACGCUCAGCUGUUUCAUCACUACGAAACUUCAAAUAUCAACACUGACAUUACUAUGUAUUUUUCGUUGUUAUUGUCGCCGUGAUGGAUUGCAUGCCACAACGUAAGAGAUCACUGAUGUAUAUUAAAUCAUCGCUGGCAUCAUUAAAUCCAUAUGAUCUCCACAAGAAGCUCAUCAAUGAAUAUUUGUUAAGCCGUAAGGGCAGCACAUCACUGUUAAGAAGAGACAGGUCUCGAGAUAAAUGUGACAGUGAUGUUAUCCGGGAGAAUCAUCGGUUUCUGUGGGAUGAUGAUGAUAUUCCGGAUUCCUGGGAAGCCCAAUUAGCUAAGAAAUAUUAUGACAAAUUAUUCAAAGAAUAUUGUAUUUGUGACCUUAGCAGAUACAAGGAAAACAAGGUGGCUAUGCGAUGGCGUACAGAACAAGAAGUUGUUGUAGGGAAAGGCCAGUUUAGCUGUGGAGAAAAACACUGCUCAUCUAAGGAGGACUUACAUACAUGGGAAGUAAACUUUGGUUACAUUGAAAAUGGUGAAAAGAAGAAUGCACUAGUUAAAGCAAGACUUUGUACCAUGUGUUCAGAAAAAUUGAAUUACAAACAUAAAAGGCGUGAAAUUACACGCAAGAAAAAAAGAAGACUAAAAGGUCUUCCUGAAACCGAACCUCAUAAAAAAUUGCGAAAGGAUGAGGAUGAUGAUGAUAGGGACUUGAACCAGGAAUUAAAUCCAGAAAUAAAAGAAGAGGAUGAAAGUGCAUUGUGGAGAGAGGCUCAUCAGGGAACAGAAGAGAAAACUAGAGAUCAAGAGUUUGAAGAAUAUUUAGAGGAUUUAUUCAUGUAAUAUAAGCAUGUGAGUGGCACAGCCCUCACAGUGUUUUGUAUGUGAUAUAUUAUGUAUGAAUGUUGCAAUGUUUUCUUGUUAUGUGAAUAAAAUAUGCUAAAUAUGUCAA